AAUCUUUUCAGCGAGUUUCCUGUUUGUGAUCUUGCCUUACAUUUUUUAUUAGAAGUUCGUGAUGUGCCUGCAAUUCAUGUGAACGUUGUCGCUCCACAAAUGGUCGAAAAAAUACGGGUACUCAAGCAUGUGAUUGUGUUACGAGAGAAACUUUCAUAUAUGUGGGAUUUUGUCAAAGGAUGCCCUGAUGCCGAGAAUACAGAGACGAAAAUCGGACACCUUCGAACGCUGUUCACUUCUCUGGAACAGCACCUACUUCACACACAGGACCUAUUCUCUCUGUCGGAUCUUAUACGGGUGCAUAAUAAGGACAUGAGUUCACUUCUCGAACCAAUAGCCCAUUUUGCCAGAUGUCAUAUAGAAGUCUGUGAGCACUGUCGCCAGUUCGCUGCCACCUGCGUCUACUGUGAAGACGACAAGGAGUUACUUUUUCCGUUCCAAAUGGAAAAAGUUCAUAAAUGUGCCUCUUGUGCAUCUCUCUCACAUAUCAAGUGCCAGGCAAAGUUUAGACGAAAAGUCGCAUGUCAA
Cooperia oncophora is the source of this 528-nucleotide messenger RNA. The record is from the annotation of a GenBank genome assembly. NCBI's taxonomy places the organism in Eukaryota, Metazoa, Nematoda, Chromadorea, Rhabditida, Trichostrongylidae.